CGCGCCGCGUGAAUCCUCGCCGUGGCCGUCGCCGUCGCCGUUGCCGUCGCCGUGGCCGUCGCGGUAGUGGGCUGGUGGGUUUAAGAUCUGAACACAUAGUGACGUCAUGACGAAACGCGUUCGAAGCCAAUGGUCAUAUGUAUCAACGAGAGCGAGUACCACAGCUAUCAGUAUUAGCCCGGUCAUCUUCCAACGCCGAUCGCGCGCGCGGUAAAUAUCUCGUAACUGAGUGAAAGAUACUACUUUCAUAUUCGCCAAAGACGUUACGUUUCGCGGACACGUAACGAUGGGAUAAAUUGAUUCGCGGCAACAAUCAUCUCCCAGGAAAGUCGCUGAUUGCAACGAUUUUUAGGAAAAGAACUACGGAUUCGUGGCGCGUCAAUCAAUAAUUGAACAUUUGUCCAUAUUUUUUUUUUUUUUUCUUUUUUUUUCUUAACUUUGUGGCCGACGAAGAGAGGGAGAGUCGUCGAGUAGUCGAGUUGUCGCUGUUGUUAUCGGUGACAACGUGUUACGUUUUCCUCGCAAACGAUGAGAUUUUGCGGGAUCUGGAAACGGUUCGCUUCGCGAACGCGUGUGUUCGACCUCGUGCAAAGGCCAAACGGUAGCGCGCGAACGAGCCGCGUGCUCUCCCCUAUCUUCGAUAUAUUUGUGAAACUUGUACACUUGUCUGGGAAGCGAUUCGACAUUGCUGCUUUGGGUGAAGCGUCUUCGAUAGCGACCGAUCCUCGUCCACCACCGUCCAUUAUGAAUACAACGCGAGGACAGCACGUUUCGCCGCAUGGGUGCCUGGGUUGACGAUCGUUUCGUGGAGGAGGAGGUGGUUCCCAGUAAUCAAAGUACCACUUGGACUUGGAGAAUCCGGAGCCGCGAUUGCAAUGGUGGUGGAUCGCUGCAUGGUCGAUCGGGUGCCGACUAUCAAUCGCCAAACAACUUUACGUCGACCUGCUCAUCAGCAUCCCUGUUGCCGUUGCGCCGUCAGUUCACUAGACAGCUCUAUGAAUGGCCUUGUUUACCGUUGUUUAAGUCAAGGACGAAACUAGAUCUUUAUUGAAUCGAUCAUUCCUUUGAGAAUAAGAACCGCCUGAGAAACGUUUAUUUGCAAAUACAGAUAUAGCCCAAAUCUUUUGGGUUUUUUUUUUCUCUUUGUUAUCGUAUUCGAUUGUUUGCGUGUGUGUUUGCGUAUUGGGAUUAGUGUCGCGGAGCUAAAGAUUGAAUUGCCCAGAAAUCUCAACUUUCGAAGGUGAAUUGCAAAAGUAUAUCAUUCAUAUUCUUCGUUUCUUCAAUAUGGCCGAGUGGACCAAGUUCAACGAUCGAAAUAAGCUAAGUCGAUCUGACGAACGAGAUAAAAAGGACGAUAUAAUCGUAAAGCAAUCUUAUACCGAAAUCAAUGUCAAUGAGAUUAUCGACAAAGAUUCGCGCGUGACAAAUGAUCGGAAUGAUCGCGAUCACGAACGCAAAGAGACGAUUACGGACUCGAAUUUGACUCAGGAAUUGGAGUACGUCAACGGUUUUCGGAACAAUUCGGAAUUGCUGAAAGGCUCGCUAAACCAAGAAGAAGAAGAAGAAGAGAGAUUCGUAGAAGAUAAUCAUCAUGAACGAAUAGGGGAAUCAGGCUCAAAGAUACGUCGGGAAGCUCGUCAGGAACUGAAGGAAAUCUUGCAAAAUUCGCAAAACUCACCAAAAAGACCCAACAGUCUUUACAAAGAAGAUGUGUCGGGUCCACGGAAGCUGAAAAGCGUUUAUAACGAGAGAAAUACAAUUUUUGGUUCGCCUACCAGGAUUCUGUCAUCCAAGAGUCGCUUGUCAACUGAAAACAGUAUCGAGAAACUCGCAAACGGAAAGUUUCCUAAGGAGGAUAAGCAGCAGCAUCAUGUGCAGUUUAAUAAAGAGUCCAAAAAGCAACAGCUACGUCAAACAUCUGAAGAAAGACCGCACUCGAGUCCGUCGAUUUCUACAUCGACUACAAGUAGUUUUGAAGAUAAUUCGAGCUUAGCACAAUUUUGCGAAGCGAGACCACCCGACGGAGGCUGGGGAUGGGUCGUCGUUGCGGCUUCCUUCAUGGUAAACCUAAUCGCGGAUGGCAUUACCUUCUCUUUCGGUGUAAUAUAUGUCGAAUUUUUGAAUUAUUUCGGCGGAGGAAAAUCCAAGACAGCUUGGAUCGGCAGUCUUUUCAUGGCAAUGCCGCUGUUAUCGGGACCGGUGGCAAGUUUUUUGACCGACAGAUAUGGUUGUAGGAGAGUAACCGUAGCAGGUAGCAUACUAGCGACGGCCGGUUUUGUUAUAAGUUCUUUCGCGAACUCUAUGGAGGUACUCAUCCUUACAUUCGGUAUCGUAGCGGGUUUUGGUUUAUCCUUGUGCUUCGUCGCGGCGGUAGUAAUCGUGGCGUACUACUUCGACAAAAAGAGAUCUUUCGCCACCGGUUUGUCGGUGUGCGGUAGCGGAAUCGGGACUUUCAUUUUCGCUCCCGUCACGCAGUAUCUUUUGGCGGAGUACGGUUGGAGAGGAACUACCUUGAUACUUGCAGGACUGUUUUCGAAUCUCGCCGUAUGCGGAUGUCUUAUGCGAGAUCUUGAAUGGACUACUACUAGAGCGAAAGCGAAAACUCAAGAGAGAAAAAAGAAUCGAGAGAAAAAAAGAUCGAGAAUGCAGAGUUCCAAUGCAGAUUCUUUUUCAGCCACCAGCUCCGCGAAUACAACCACGCAAACGCCCCACGGUGAUUCUAAAAGGGGUUUUGCAUCGGCCAACGCGAUGAUUAUCGAGAAUCUUCGACUUCAAGACGGCGAUGAGGAGAGCGGCGAAAAGCUCUUUUCUAGCUUGGUAAGUCUGCCUACUUUCGUUAAAAACAGAGAGAAGGUACCUGUGGAGGUGCUGGAAUUACUUAGCGCAAACAAGGCCGUUUACAAUGUUCUUCUGCAAAACUAUCCGAGUCUUUUGAUAUCAUCGAAGAGUUUCAGCGAUUCAGGAGGGUUACAUGAUCAGUUGAGUACACCCUCGGCCCGAUUUAUACCUACGCCGAGCCCAUUAGCCGAAUUAAAAGUUGAAAACGGUAAAGACAGGGAUAUUCGCGAGGAUAAUAACGAACAAACAACAGCGGACGAGCAACAGCGGAAAUCAGUAGAACCAGCGUACUUAUGGUGGCUGAAGAAAAUCGAUUCUGAUACUCCCUUGAGGCGUUCCAGUACAUUGGAACAACCAAGAAGACUACCUACCGCGUAUCUAAAUGACAUCAGAAUGCACAGGCACAGUCUAACUUACAGAGGUGCUAUGCUGAAUAUCAAUCGGUAUCGUUUGAGAGCUUCCAGCUGCCCAGACAUUUAUAGGAACUCGAUGACCACCAUUGCCAAGACGAAGCUUGUCUGGUACGCUGGACUCUGGGAAUUCUGGGACUUGAUCGUCGACAUGCUCGACUUUUCCUAUUUCGCCGAUCCGAGAUUUUUGCUGUUCGCUAUCAGCAAUUUUCUCUUGCACACGUGGUAUGACGUGCCUUAUGUCUAUUUGACGGACAACGCGAUCGAGGUUGGAUUCAGCGAGACGGACGCGUCUAUUCUGAUCUCGGUGAUUGGAAUCGCUAACAUGGGCGGUGAGAUUUUUCUAGGUUGGGCUGGUGAUAGAGCAUGGGUGAACGCAUCUAUCGUCUAUGCGGUGUGUAUGGCACUUUGCGGUGCCGUUACCGCCCUAAUACCCGUAGUUGUCAACGAUUAUUAUACCUUAUGUGCAAUCUCUGGUGCCUUUGGAUUAUUCAUCGCAGCAAAUUACAGUCUCACCAGCAUUAUCCUUGUCGAGCUGAUCACUUUGGAGAGGUUCACGAAUGCUUACGGCCUUCUGUUACUAGUCCAAGGAAUAGCUAAUCUUAUGGGUCCUCCGUUAGCUGGAUGGCUGUACGAUAUUACAGGCACAUAUGACCUCUCCUUCUACCUGGCGGGAUUAUUCAUCGCAUUAAGCGGCGCGUUGUUAUUAGUGAUGCCUUUGAUCAGUUUGUACAGAAAAUGCCGAGGUAAUGAAUCCGAGGAGGGAACUGUCGACAAGGAUUUUAAUGAGAUAGAUAAUGUGUAAAUAUGCCGAUAUAUUUAUUGGAAGAACAAACCAGAGACGAGCUAUCAUUGUCUACAGUUGUUAUUGCGCGACUGAAAUCGCGAUAUCACAAUGGAAUUGCAACGCGACUUGUAAAAAUUGCCGCAAGCACACCUUAAUUCUGUAGCAGUGUCAGAAUCCGCCAUAUACUAUAUGAGAGUCGCUCGAGCCGGCUGUGGUGUAUUACAUAGUUAUAAGUUUUUGUCGAAAUGCUCUUGCAAGGUUAUUGACAAUUAAUGUGACAACUAAUGCGAGCGACUCGAAGAGUAUUAUAUAAAAUGAAUCACAGUAGCAAAUCGUGUAUUAUCAACGGGUUCCGAUUCUGCGUGAUUAUCAGCGGACGAUUUUUUGCUGCUAAACUUUUGCGAAGGUUACCAAAGGUCAUGUCUAAUCUCUUAGACAUUGCGUAAAUGAAAUUAUUUCGAGAGUAAGUAUAGUUUUAAUAUUUUUAAUAGCGUAGAGUGAUAUUACGCGAUAUAGAGUAAUACAUUGUACAAAUUAGAGGAACGCGCUGCUCGUGAUAAUAUAAAAGGCCUGCGGUGAGAGAAAAGAUUUGUUAUAAGCUAUUAUCGCAUUGCCAUCGAUAUAAUUUAUCGAAACAGAUAUACAUUCUUGGCAUUGUAACAAUUAUAUAUAAUUUCGAAUCUCAGGAUAUACUACCAACAAUUUGAUACGUAUACAUAGGUUCGAAUCGGCACAUCUGGUGUCCUCUCGUUUGCGUGUACAGAAAUUCGUACAGAUUCUAUGCAGCAUGUUUGUAGUCGCUAUCCUUUCGUCAAGUGCGUUGCGUAUUCUGAAGCUAGAUUGUACAAUUGACAGAUUAUCUUUUCCUCCUUCUCUGUCCUUGAUUGACGCAAAAAAGGUAUUGUAAAUUAAUCACCGCACUAGAUAGUCUUUGUAAUCAUCAUCAUGUAACGUGCAUCCCUCGCAAAGGAGCCUUGUGAGUCAUUUGCAUUUAAAUUAAUUAAUUCACUUAAAUUUAAAUUAAUUUUAAAUUAAAAUUAAUAAUAAAUUAAUAUACUUUAAAUUAUUUUCACUUAAAUUAAAAUGUAUAAUUAAUUUAUAUUAAAUGUUAUUCGUAUCUAGUUUAAUUAUCCAGAUGGAAAUAUCAAUGUGUGUUUAUAAGGUUUGCCAAGCAACCAUGAAAGACUACAUUACCCGGACCAUAGAUUGUGAGUCCGACGCAGAAGAAAAAUCUCGCUCUAAUUUAUGUCUUUUACUUUUUGAAUUUCUUCUACUAUUGAAUGUAAGCAAGGCAGCAAAUCGGUCAAAUCAAUCUUUUGUAGAUACACAUAUCUUUUGUAGAUUUUGCAAUAUUCUUAUUUUUUAAAUUUUGAGAUAAGCGAGAACAAGAAAUGAUAUAAAGAUUAGAUAAUAUUAAAAGAUUCGAUAGCAAAUUUUUUCAUUUUGAGCGCGAUGCACGAAUUUCGUUUGAAAUAACAUAUGUCUAUAAAAUAGACAUUCGUGUAGCUUUUCUGUGAUUAUAAACUUGCCUCUUUAUCAAUUUGCGAGCUACAAAUAGACUACUACCUCUCUGUUACCAUAAUGUAUGCGUACGUACAUACAUGUCUGCGUGCAUGUAUUUUUUUUUUUAUAUAUAAAAUGUAAUCUACGUGUAUAUUUGCACUUAUAGAUUAAACAAGCGGUUUUUUCUUUUUUAUUAAAAAGAGGAAACAAGUAAAACAAUCGCACGUUAUUGUAGCGAUUUUUGAUUGUACAUAUAAUAAUACGAGCGAAGAGAAUAGUUGUAAUGUUAAUGCGAACAACAAUGGAUUUAUUGGUAAAAAAGAGUUUUUAUCGCUCUCGGUGUAUGUUGAAAACGUUUUAGGCGAAAUAUACAUUACUUGACGAUAUUGAAAUCGUAUCGUGCAUUCCGAUGGAAAUUAAAAAACGUAAAACGAAAUAGAGGUUUUUUAAAACUAGUCAAAAUCGCACUACAAUAUUUUAGGUACUGUCGAUUUCACACAAAAAUUUUAUAUUCCAAAGAUUUCUCUUAUAUAUAGUAUAUCAUUAUAGAGAUACACGUAUGUAUAACAUUAUAAUAUACGAGGCCUUUACACUAAAACCAAAUACGGAAAAAUAUUUAUUGCUUUCAGAUAUUAAGAAUUAAAUUGAUUAGACGGCAGAUGAUUGAUCGUAUGAAACGAGAGUUUCGAAUAUUUUUUAUUAAUACCGCGCGUAAUAAUUUGGUACCCAAAAGUAUGUAAUCGCAAAACCGGAGAUCGAAAUUUUAAAUUUUGAUCAAGCAUAUUUUUCGAUUCUAGAGAUAUGAUCGCGAUUGGUGUAUCAUAUAAUCGUAUCCGGUGUCAAGUCCAAAUUAUAUGAGUGUAAUUAAUAGUAAUUUUUUUCGCAGCGUAUGUGCUCGCAUUAUACAUCACUCGCGUACGCAGCCUUAUACGGCAUCUAUGAAACGUAUAAAGCAAUAUUUUAAUAUAAAAAAAGGAAAAAAAUUGUGUAUUUCAUAUAUAUUUACGAUAUCAAGUCGUCGGUUUCGCGAGAGACUGACAACUUUCAACGGUAGUAUUAAGCGAUAGUUAUUAAGAGACGGGGAAUGGGACGCAAAUAAUCUGUGAGAGUGUUGAAGGAGGAUCUUUAAUAGAAUUGUCAAUCGAAUCCCAGAGAGCGAUUCCUUCCAGUAAAAAAAAAAAGAUGAAAAAGUAGCGAAGCACGAGCGUUUUAGCUGACGAUAUAAUCAGCAUUCCACUUAUAUUAUGUAAGCUUGCGAAAUUUUUUUUUAGAAUUUUGGCAUUCUACGAGUUUCCGAAGAAUCUUGAAAAUACUAUUAUUCGAUUAUCAAUUAUAUUUCCGACGAUUUUAAUCGCGUUAAUUAGAUCGUUAUGAUACCGAUCUAGCGUCUAUUAUAUCCAAUACCUUAUAGGUAUGUAUAUUGGCGCAAGCCGUUACGGAUUUCAUGUUCUUGUUGACUCUGAAAUAUUUAAAAGAAUGAGUCUACGAUUAGCCAUAUGUGUAUACAUAAAUUCUUAGUAUACAUAAAUUCUUCAAUGCCGAUUCCUAGAACGACACGAUGCGUCGGUUGAGUUUCACGUAAAUCAUCCUCUCAUGUAUUGGAAAGUAUCCGAAAAUGAUCCGAAUAAAUAUCAUAGUGAUUUCUCGACAA
Molecule: messenger RNA, 7189 nt
Organism: Cataglyphis hispanica
Lineage: Eukaryota; Metazoa; Arthropoda; Insecta; Hymenoptera; Formicidae
Exons: 4
Coding region: 1285-4053 (922 amino acids)
Biological process (GO): monocarboxylic acid transport; transmembrane transport
Molecular function (GO): monocarboxylic acid transmembrane transporter activity
Source: RefSeq, a predicted model, not a curated record